Molecule: messenger RNA, 1338 nt
Organism: Blastocystis hominis
Lineage: Eukaryota; Bigyra; Opalinata; Blastocystidae
Exons: 8
Coding region: 1-1338 (445 amino acids)
Cellular component (GO): cytosol; nucleus
Molecular function (GO): GTP binding
Source: RefSeq, a predicted model, not a curated record
AUGAGUUCUGGAGGAAGAAAGGAGGUUCAUUACGUCAAGGUGUAUCUGAGAUUGAAAAUUGUACUUCGAGGAAUGAAAUGUACGGGUAAAACGAGUCUCUUCGAAGUUUUCCAAGGCCAUGCGUGUCCCGACAAAUAUAUUCCCUCGAGUGAAAUUAAUACAACACAAGCAUACUGGACGAAUCCUCAAACAAAAGAACGAGUUAAGGUUGCUGUCUCUUCGCUACUUUUUAAUUCGCAGAUUGAAAUUUGGGAUGUAGUGGAUCAAGCUUCUGUAUCUGAAAAAGAUCAAGUCAGUAUCGACAAGCUUCCUGAAAUGACAAAGAAAGGCAGUGUAGCUAGUGGCAGCUACAUUUUCGAAGGCGUGGACGCAAAAAACGUCAAUGUGUAUCAAGGAUGCCAAGCCUGUCUUUUCCUUCUCGAUCCUCGCAAUUGGAUAACCUCGCAGCUCGACUCCAUCGAAUACUUCAAACAAAACGUCACGAGCGUUCCCAUUCAUAUCCCCAUUCUCGUCAUCGCAAACUUCCGCGAUCAAUUCGAUGCCUGGAAAAUCUCUCCAGCGGAGCUGCAAUCGCUAAUCGACGACUACUCGCAGCUUCCUUCGCUCCCGGAGUCGGAAUCGCACGAUCCUCCGCAGCCCGCCGAGCUCCUCUCGGAAUUAAGUUCAUUCGGCACCAUGCUCGGCGAGCUGUACGAAGGCCGUCGCCGCGUGAUUAAGCUCAUCGAGACAUCCAUGCUGGAGAAGUUUGGCCUGCACUCGCUGUAUCUUUUCCUCUGCGUUCCAUUCUUCAUUUUCGAACUGAUCCAGCUCCGUACGCAAAUUAUCCAAUUGCGCGAAGCCGAUGAAACGCUCGCGAACUACGUAAAAACCGCGACAUACGAGGCGUUUCAGAUCAUGCGGCGCGAAUACGAAAUGAAACUCCGCGAGGAGGAGCGACGGAAACGCCUGGAGGAACUUCGAAAAGAACGAUUGGCCGAAGACGAUGAAACGCCCGCCAAAGAUGCGAAGAAACUCCCUGGCGAUGAAACGCCCGUGUCGAAAGAGCGGGAAAAGAAGAAGCCGUUUUUAGCGCGGGAAAAGAAGAAAAGCGGGAAUCGCAUCAAAACCGCGGAAACUUCCGGGAAGAAUUAUGAAACGCUCCGCGGAGAAAAAGGGGAUGAUUCGUGGAAACGUGGAACCGUGGAUCCGUGGAACCUUCCGAGCGACUCGGAGAACGAGCUAGCGAGUCCGUCAGAAUUCCCGCGGGAGAGUCGUUCCGCGGGGCUGUGCGCGUGUUCUCCGGGGAGUUCGUUCUACGACGAGGAGGGUGGGCGUUAUUUUGAAGGAGGUUUCUGGUAG